UAUUUUUAAUAUUUUUGAAAUAACAGAUAUAGUGGUAGGCUUAAUAAUAGUUGUAAUAUAUGUAGUAGUAGAUAUAAUAGAUGUAGUAGUUGGCAUAGUAGUAGUUAAUAUAGUAGUUGGCAUAGUAGUUAGUAUAGUAGUUGUUAGUAUAGUAGUUGGCAUAGUAGUUAGCAUAGUUGUUGCAAUAAUAAUAGUUGUAAUAUUAGUAAAUGUAAUAUUAAAUAUAGUAAAAAUAACAGUAGAUAUACAAUUGUACUCACAGAAUUAUUGA
This is a messenger RNA of Cetraspora pellucida, 271 nucleotides long. NCBI's taxonomy places the organism in Eukaryota, Fungi, Glomeromycota, Glomeromycetes, Diversisporales, Gigasporaceae. The record is from the annotation of a GenBank genome assembly.